Hippopotamus amphibius kiboko is the source of this 892-nucleotide messenger RNA. It is a transcript of the gene NXNL2, whose product is annotated as nucleoredoxin like 2. The transcript is spliced from 3 exons. Lineage: Eukaryota; Metazoa; Chordata; Mammalia; Artiodactyla; Hippopotamidae. The record is from RefSeq and is a predicted model, not a curated record. Gene Ontology annotation, biological process: photoreceptor cell maintenance; sensory perception. The coding region runs from base 129 to 599 and encodes 156 amino acids.
CGGGGGAGAAGGGUGUCGAUCCCGAGCGCAGAGGCGGCGCGCAGCGCUGUACAGAGAGCUCCGCAAGUGUCCGUGCGCUCGGGCUCAGCGCCCCGCGUCUCCCGCCGCGGGUGUCCCCGCGCUCGGCCAUGGUGGACGUGCUGGGCGGGCGGCGCCUGGUGACCUGCGACGGCGCGUGGGUGGAGGCCGAGGCGGCGCUGCAGAACAAGGUGGUGGCGCUGUACUUCGCCGCGGGCCGGUGCGCGCCCAGCCGCGAUUUCACGCCGCUGCUCUGCGACUUCUAUGAGGAGCUAGUGGUCCAGGCCCGGCCGCCCGCGCCCUUCGAGGUGGUCUUCGUGUCCGCCGAUGGCAGCGCGCAGGAGAUGCUGGACUUCAUGCGCAAGCUGCACGGCGCCUGGCUGGCGCUGCCCUUCCACGACCCCUACCGGCAUGAGCUGAGGACCAGGUACCACAUCACGGCCAUCCCCAGGCUUGUGAUCGUGAAACCGAGCGGGGAGGUCAUCACCGACAAAGGGCGGAAGCAGAUUCGGGAGCUCGGGCUGGCCUGCUUCCAGAACUGGGUGGAGGCAGCUGACAUCUUCCAAAAUUUCUCCGGUUGAGCUGGGGGGAUCUUUGGAGGCCUGGACAGGUGUGCGUCACUGCUGUUGCUGCAGUGUGAACACAGCAGAGAACAGGAGCAUCCUGUUUCCUUUCUCGAUGCUGGUGGUUACUUUCAGAGCAGAAGCCCUCAGCUGUGAUAGAAAGAAAAUAUUGCUCAGGGAAUGCCCUCCCUGGAGCCUUGUUUGUAGUUGUUUUGAUUUUUCUAACAUAGCUUUCUUCACAUGAGCGUGUGUUCACAUUGAGCUAUUGGAAAUCUAUGCAAAACAUGUAUUUAUACAGGCUCUUCAGGUAA